UAAUUUUAUUCCACAUUGAAGUACAGUUUUCCUAUGCAAAUAUAUAUUUUUAAUAAAACUUAUCAUGUUUUAACAAUGUAGUGAAUUAGAACAUAUUUUGGUUUCAAUCUGCUGAGUUUUCAAAAAGUUUAGCUUAUCUAAUGACAAUGGUCAUUCAUCUUAAAAUACCUUGCCGCUAGAUACACAUGCUGAGGCUGCUAUGCUUCGAAACUUUCCUUAAUUGAAACUUAAAAACGUAUCACUGAUAAAAUCACUAAAGAAUAAGAGCUCCAAUUAUGGCACCUCCAACAAAAGGGAAACCACCAACAAAAGGUGCAAAACGAAUACUUGUGGAAAAUGUGGCUACAGUCAACUUCUAUCGCAACAUGGCAUUAGCUGCAUGCAUUUUGUAUUGUGUACUUACUCCAAUAUUUUAUUAUGAUAACUUAGGACCUACAAUAAUUUUCUUAAAUAUUCUGGUGAUAAGUGGAUACAUUGGAUGUUAUCAAAUGUUAAAAUAUAUAAGUCGACCACAUUACACAGCUGAAAAUCAAUUAAUUGAUCCUGGUUUGGAUUUAAACAUGGAAGGAGGUAUGGGAGAGCAUGUGAAGGAUAUUGUUAUAUUACUGUCAAUAACUCAUGUUUUAGCAAUCAUAUCCAAUUAUUUUUGGUUUCUACUUCUGCUCUUUCCAUUAAGAGCAUGUUGGUUACUGUGGACCAAUAUUCUAGGACCAUGGUUUUUCCAGCCAGCUCCAGAAGAGACAGAGCAAGACGAAAAGAAAAGAAAGAAGAAGAUGAAAAGGAUGUAGGAAAAAAGUUGUGGAUACUAAAUACAUGAAUUCUGAUCGAACAAUUAAGUACAUAUAUGAAAUAUCCCAUGGACAAAUAUUUUAGCAAGUUAUGCCAAUCACAACGUUAUUAUACCUACAACUAUUGCAAUAUUGCUCUUAUAAUGCAUGUAAUAUAGUUAUCAAUACCGAUAACUAGGUAUGUUUAUACAUACCUAUAUGUGUAAGUAUUCGUAUUAAAAUACAACUUUGUUUACAGUUUAUUGUAAUAUUGUUAUUUUAAUGUAAUAUAAAUUAUAAUAUAAAUAUAUUUUUAUUAUUUAUUUCAAUGUCUAUUUUUGUUCUUAAACUUGUGCUGUCUUUAAAUGAAAUUACAUCAGAUUUUUAUGUUAUAGAAAGUUUAAAAGUUUUAGAAUUUGCCCAUAUGUUAAACCAUGACCAACAUACAGGGUGGAAACAAUAAAUGCUUCCAUAUAAGAAUAGAAUAAUGAAUUAAUUAUGGACAUACAAAUUCUUUAUGUCUAGUUAGCGAUUCACUUUUAAUAAAAAAUAUAAAAGUUUUAUAUAUAAUAUUUUUUACCUAUAUAAUUAAGGCAUAAUCGAGUGAUCACUGUUUCCACUGACUGUUUCCAUUCUGUAUACUAAUAUUGAACACUAGUAUUUUAUAAGCAUAAAAAUAUGGAAUUAUGAAUGUUUUUUAAUUAAAUUUAUUUGAAAUUUUA
Galleria mellonella (greater wax moth) is the source of this 1489-nucleotide messenger RNA. RefSeq names its product transmembrane protein 208. NCBI's taxonomy places the organism in Eukaryota, Metazoa, Arthropoda, Insecta, Lepidoptera, Pyralidae. Gene Ontology annotation, biological process: vacuolar protein processing. The record is from RefSeq and is a predicted model, not a curated record. Gene Ontology annotation, cellular component: intracellular membrane-bounded organelle. The transcript is spliced from 6 exons. The coding region runs from base 276 to 788 and encodes 170 amino acids.